Molecule: messenger RNA, 3696 nt
Organism: Orbicella faveolata
Lineage: Eukaryota; Metazoa; Cnidaria; Anthozoa; Scleractinia; Merulinidae
Product: metalloproteinase inhibitor 4-like
Biological process (GO): negative regulation of endopeptidase activity; negative regulation of membrane protein ectodomain proteolysis
Cellular component (GO): extracellular matrix
Molecular function (GO): protease binding; metalloendopeptidase inhibitor activity
Source: RefSeq, a predicted model, not a curated record
AAGUUAUACUAAAACCACAACCAUACAAAGAAAUGUUAUUCGAAGCAUUUUUCAGCGUCGCGGAACCGCAAAAAAAAAAGUCUUAUAGCUUCCGUUUUACAGUUAUCGUGAUCAACAGAUACAAAAUUCAAAAGCAAACAUUCCUAGCAAUUACUUAAGAGCAAAAACCGCUAGCAUGUGCUCAAACCCCUCCUACGUUAAGGAAAUAAUCGAGUACCACACGCAUAGAAUUGAGUUCUUUACCUUCCUUCACUUAAAUAUUUUCUUUCUGUUUCUAAUGACUGUGAUAAUGUGAUGAAAUUCACACCACUUGAAAAUUAACAGGUUUGGUGAAUUUUCUAGAAUGAAUUCCGCCUGGUCAUUUAUAUCAUAGUAUUACAAGAGUUAACGAUUUUUAUUCAGUUUUAAACGGAGUGAAAAACGCUCGGGUGCUUUGAAAACAUGUGUUUUCCAAGCUAGAUUGCAAUCAAGCUUUCAAUCACUGGUGAAUUUUUUUUAUAGCUUCCUAAAAGUAAUACGAAAGUGUAAAGAGGUGAAAACGAGAGAAAUAUGCGACUAGAAGAAACAAGCAGGAAAUUAGUGGACAAUGAUCCAUAAAGCCAUCCUUGUAAAAUUACGUGUACUCGUAUAAAACCACUUAGAAAACGUCAGAGAAAAUGCAAAAAAUGUCCUUAUCAGCUGAAUUAAGAACAAAUAUUUUUAAUUCUUCAGGAAAAGACAAUCUAAACACGUCCUUGGCAAGGGGUCACGAACGACUUCCUAAAAAUUCCACAGCAACAGUUUCCUUUUUAACGCUAAAAUAAUGAUAAGAAGAAGUUGACAAGUAGAAAUUAAAUACAAAUAUUUCGAGACGUAUUUAGAGAAAACAAACGACGCUGUCAGAAACUGCCUAAUUUGUUAUGUUCGAGCGGCCCUUGGAUGCGACAUAAAUAUAAACACAUCGAUAUUAUAGCAGAAAUAUUCCGCUCAAAGUAGAAAUAGUUUAAAAUAAGCAGUGUAUAUUGGAUAACUCAAUUUAUGUCCGUUGCCCUUACCAUUUAAGACUGGAACUUCACCCGGAAAAGCCGACACAAUGGGAAUAAGCCUACUCGUACUCAAUACAAAAUAAGACCCGUGUGGUCUUGUCAGGCGUGACUUUGUCCUGUUCAUUGAAAUGUAUUUUUAAUGCGUGGUGACAUCACGGGUUCUCGAAAAGGGUUGCAUUUUUUCAUCCUUUGUGGACGCCCUACACCAGUAUCCGAUUUCAGAGCGAUAGCGUAAAACGACCUUCACCGGCGAGACAACAGCAAAAAUCCCUGUCCAUUGCGCAUAAACACCUUUUGGCUUUCGACGCUGCAAGGAAGUGAAAAACGACAUUGGGUUCCACACGCAGCGAGUGGGUUUUGGAAGCGUGAUUCUGGCGAAAUACACGAUGGCUUUUUUUCUCGUAUCGUUCUUCCUGUGUAGUGCUUUCAUCUCAGUGUGUCGUUGCUGCUCGUGUUUGCCGAGUCAUCCGCAAAAUGAAUAUUGCAACUCUGCUUUCGUCAUACGAGCCAAAGUCCUUUCUGAGACAACCGAAGAGCCCCGGCAGACCGAAUCACCAGAGACAGCUCUGUGGGAACACAUCCCCGAGGAAUUCAUACAAGAGCAAGUCUACACCUUGAGAGUACUCAAGAUAUACAAGGGGGGCCUGGAAAUUAAUAAUACGGAGGGAGUGAACGUCUACGGAUCGAGACAACGGACCCUGCAAGCAAAGUUGUACACCCCGGCGCGCGCCUCAUCCUGUCACGUGCCCCUGCGUAACGGCACGGUGUAUCUGCUGACAGGGCAGAUCCUUAACGGAAGGAUGCGGACUGGCGGCUGCAAAUGGCGGACGGAGUGGUCUUCUAUCACGCGCAAACAGCGCGCCGGAAUCAGACGUUUUUACGGCGAGAAUUGCAUGUGCCAGGUCGGUAUGUGUUUCGGAAGUAACUGCAAUAAGAUGCUUAAGGGCUGCGAGAAGGUGGAAUGGCGGGCCCCAAUGAAAGAAAGUUGUAAGAGGAGAGAAUCUUACUGUAUGAGGGACUGGAGCGACAACACGUGCGCGUGGAGGAUAUCAGAUGACUACAAAAAGUGCCUCAAGAAAAUCCCGUGAUACCUUGCGGUCGGAGUAAUUUUAAAACGACCCAAAGAAAUCUUCUAUCGAGCGGACAGCGAAACGCAAAUCGGUUUGUACGAGCUAACAGUAAAUGCGUAAGAUAUUUUGCAAAAGAGACAUAGUUUACCGUUAACAUUAUUUGUCGCGAAGUACUUUCACGUCCAUUGUUGCCCUUCGAUUUACGGCGCGCCACUCUGAACUUGUUUGUGGCGACGAGCUGCAAGCUAUAUGGUUGUUUAGAUGAAUUUCUUUAUAUAUAAAACAUUUUACGGUGCAAAACUGAAUUUCGAAUGCAGCACAACGAGUAUUAUCGCUAUUUGAAGUCAUUUUGCAACUGAAAAGUAUAUGCAGAGUUGAACUUAGGAAUAACACUUACUUUUUCAGCGUUUUGGUAGGCAUUUCACAGCCGAUAAUCGUUAAUUAUGCGCUCGUUUUCAGACUAAAAUGAAUUAAUAUAAGUUACUUCAGCGUGCCAAAAAAAAAAUGCUGUAAUAAUGCCAUUUACUUAUAAAAAGGCAUCCUUAACGCCAAACUUAAGACUAAACUUUAGAGCCCUGGCCAAACGGACUCGCAAGUAGUCGCAAGCAGCCGCAAGUUGAAAUUGCGUAGAGAGUUGCGUUGGGUGGCUAAACGGACUCGCAAGUUUCCUCGCAAGUACCCGCAAGUCGCUAUAAAAACCCAUUUCAAGUCCGAAAUAUCCUGUAUUUCAUUGGCUAAUAAUAGGUUACCGGGACGUCUCUCAAUUUGCGUUGACUUGGGUUGAGUGGCAAAACGGUGAAAAACUGGCGUCGACCUGCGUGCAAAUUUGAUCUCGACCAAAGCGAGCGUAGGUCAUCGCAAUUCAACGCAAGUGCACGCAAAACCUGGCCAAACGGAGUCGCAAGUAGACCCAAGUUUUCAACUUGCGUCUACUUGCGAGUACGUUUGCCCAGGGCUUACGCGUUCUUCUGUCGAGAGAAAAGGCUAAUUUAAGUUAAGUUAACUUUCAUUUCGCGAAUUACAACUAUAGAGCAAAAUGUUCAAAUGUUUCGAUUUUUUCUUGAAGUGGCACCGACAUAUAUGUUUCAAAACGACUUAAAAUCUUGCCAGUCUCCUUUCCUCUAUCAUUUUGACGACUAGCACAUGAGUUGUGCUUCGAAGGAAAGCAAUCGAGCUUUUUACAUUAUUUUUGCCGACAGUAGCUUUGCGAGUGAUUUGUUUCAGUUUUCAGUAGGAUUUGCGCAGAUAUAGUUCAAAUGAAUUUUGCUAGUUAGUUUCGCAGGCAAAAACUGCUUCUACACAAAAUAAAUACUUUCGAAGUGGAAGGUUUUACGAAGGGCCAACUUUGGACAGUGAAUAUUAAGACUAUUGCGAACACAGUUAGAAUUGACAUCUUAACGUGUUGUUCAUAAUUAUCAAAAAUAUAUGUGUUCAUUUAAGAACACCAAAUGUACGUCUUUAAGACGAAUUAGUUUGAGAACAUGAAACUACAGUUUCUUGUUCGACUUGUUCCUGGCAGGCGCAUGUUUAUUUUAUAUCGUUGUUGUAUAAGAUAUGUAUUAUGCACUUUGAAUAAAAAGUAUGCAUGUUCAGAGAAAAGA